GUGGGAGGCGGGGAGGAUCUGCCGGGCCUGAGGAGCAGUAGUCUCCGAGAACAAAGAAUUAGAGAGCACCCACAAGUCGUAAUCUUGCCCAAAGUACUGUAACAAGGUAAUUUAGACAAGGUUAGCUAGCAGACGGCCUUAAAAAAAAUUAGCAUCCCACUAGCCCGCAUGGACUCCACGGUGCCCUGGUUCUGCCCCGAAUCACUGGGGGAGGUUUGGGCUUUUUUGUAUGGAAAGUAAUCGACAAAAUAAAGUGAUAAGAUACACUGAUCGAUAUAAGUGGCACUAAUAAAUAGGGGUUUUAUUUGUAAAGUAUUGAAAGUUUAACCAGAAUUCCUUAAAAGGCAAUUAUUCUUUCCCCGCACUGCUCCUGUAGCUUAAUUUAAGGAUUCUAUUGAUGCAAAAGUCUGGUUGUUGAUGCCAAAGAAUGGAGGGUGGAGGAAGGGUCUGCUGCUUUUCUUGGAUACAAAUUUGCAUUUCUUCAAACAUUAAACAGAUGUACGCACUCCCUUGAGCUUUCACAUAUAUCAUAACCUGCCUUUAGGAAAAUAUAUACCAUAGGAGGUGACAGUGUUUAUCUUAUUGAAUCUAAAUAUAUACUGAGUCAAGUAUUUGGGGGAGUGUGAUGAGGUGUGUCCCCAGCACCCCCCCCCCCAAGCAAAAUACAUAUAUAUAUAGCUCCAUUAUUUUAAGUGUUCCGAGGAUUUUCUUUUUUCAAAGACCCCUUAAAAAAACGCUUCUAGCUACAAGGAAGGAAUCUCGGGGCAGUUUUGGGGUUAGAAAGAGGACAAUAUUUAAGAAGAAAUUAGACGUUGCUUUUAAGAUUAUAGCGGGGGAGACAAUGUCAUCCAGUCUUUGCUGCCUGGACUGACAUUUAAAGAAUUCAACUCAGUGGCUACAAUUUUUUCUUCUGUUUACUAGAUUUCAUGCUUGAAUGCAUAUCAUUAUUUUCACUUCCUUUAAAAUUAACACUGAAAGGAUAUGUUUUUGUUUUGCCCUUCCCCCCCCAAUUUUAAUUGCUUCAUUUGAAAAAAGGAAAAGAACAAAUAGGAAAUGGAGGUUGUAACACUGUAAUUGAUACCAAUUUAUUCAGCUAUUUAUGCCUUACAGUGAAAAUGAAGUGCUAUUCAGAUGCAAUUUUCAUCCAAAAUGGUGGUGCUUUAAAAUGAUAAAUAAAGGUCUUAAUUGAUCAUGUUCCAUGUAUGUUUUCUGGGCAGCAUGUUUCUUCUUUUCAGUAUAAUUUGAGGUGUUUAAUUUAAAAGCAUUGUAUUCGGAGAUAUUUUUCUCCCCUUCUGCGUUUUUGGACUCUUAAAUCUCACUCUGAAAUAUUCAGAAGAUAGAUCAUAACCGCAAAAUUAAGUUGGGGUAUUUGUGUCUUGAGUGUUAAUAUUUUUGAAUGAUUUAGAUGUGUACAUUUUGGUCUCUAGCAUAUAGUCUGGAGUGUUGUGAUGAAUAUUUAUGAUGCACAUGACAAGAUUCAGGGUUAUGUUGGAAAAGCAGUUCCUCCCUGCCAUGGAAGUAACUUUUUUUUGCAAAGUCUCUGAAAGAUACCUGCCAACUUAAGACACCUUUAUUGGACGCCUGCUUCUUUGCACUCUAUUGAAUAAGAAGAAUGUUCAUCUUCCAGGUUGAAAUUGGGCGAAGAUUGGACACCUUGUAGACAGGCGUUCCUGAACACCACUGACAGUACUUCGUGACAGAUCAGUUGAAGAGUCAGAAUCAGAGCUCACUGCCUGUUGUUUACCACUUCUUAGAAGCCACUAAGAAGUAUCAUCAAUAAACAGGGUACCCUUGACACCUACUGAUAGGUACUUCCACAGAUUACUAAAGAUGGACGGCGACAGUGCCACGACAGACACUUCCCAGCUGGGCAUCUCUGCGGACUACAUUGGGGGAGGCCACUAUGUGAUACAGCCCCACGACGGUAGGAAAGCCAGGAGCAGAGCACUGAGCGGCAGAAAUACGGAGGACAGCAUGAAUGAUCAUGAAGACACAAAUGGUUCAAAAGAAAGUUUCAGAGAACAAGAUAUAUAUCUUCCCAUUGCAAACGUAGCAAGGAUAAUGAAAAAUGCCAUACCUCAAACGGGAAAGAUCGCAAAAGAUGCCAAAGAAUGUGUUCAAGAAUGUGUGAGUGAGUUCAUCAGCUUUAUAACAUCGGAAGCAAGUGAAAGAUGCCAUCAAGAGAAACGGAAGACAAUCAAUGGAGAAGAUAUCCUCUUUGCCAUGUCCACCUUAGGCUUUGACAGUUACGUCGAACCUCUGAAAUUAUACCUUCAGAAGUUCAGAGAGGCUAUGAAAGGAGAGAAAGGAAUCGGUGGAGCAGUCACGACUACAGACGGAUUAAGUGAAGAGCUUGCAGAGGAGGCAUUUACUAACCAGUUACCAGCUGGCUUAAUAACCGCAGAUGGUCAACAGCAAAAUGUUAUGGUUUAUACAACGUCAUAUCAGCAGAUUUCUGGUGUUCAACAAAUUCAGUUUUCAUGAUCUGAAGACGUGGUGAACGGGGAGUGGAGAGAAGCGAGUGUACGAUUCGAUCGGAGCAGAGACAUUAGGAGGACAUGACUGGGGACGAUGUCUCUUUGUAUAUUAAAUAGCUGUAAUGUAGCUUCCUGAUGCCUGACUAACUGAGGUGUUAAUUCUGACUUGAGAAUCUUUUUCAUGAAUGAUUUUAAAGAAAAAUUUGGAUUUUAAAGGUAUUAAAAUAUUUUUGUUUUGUACGAGAGUUUGUCGCUCUGUAUGACUCCUGUAUGCGUUGUAUAUUGCAGUUUAUUACUGUCAGAGAUUUGUAGACAGUUUCUUAUUUUCAUAUUGAAUCAUGUUACUUUUGUAAUUCAAGUAAGCAGCUGGGUUAAUUCAUGAUGUUUGCCCUUUUAAUAAAAUAUAAGGGUAGAGUUCAUUUUGAAUGCAAGUUGCCUUUAUUAUAAAUUUGAGUUUGUCUUGGUUAUAUAAUAUCUUGCAUGGUAACCUAGCUAGAUUUUUAGCAUUUGCCAUAUUUAUUAAAAUUAAUUUUUUGUAAAACAUUCAUCGCUUAAGCAGCACCAUUUUUUUAAAAAUGGAAUUGAGUAAUUACGUGAAUGCGGAAGCGAGGACUGUCUGCCCAGUUAAGCGUGGCGCCCUGUGACAGUGCGCACGGACACUGUUCCUUGUGCCUGUUUAGGUGGGUUAGUGUAUUGGAGCUUUUGUUCGGACUCAGUUUGCUUUUGAGCUAUGUUAUGAUGAAUGUUGGAGUUCAUUUAAGACUAAGGUAGUCCUAGUGCCCUCGAAAUGGUGCCCCUUUCAUGUUUAUAUGAUUUUUCCAAAGCAUAUCUUCAAAUACUUCCUCUUCCAGAAGAGGAAUUUUAUAGGCAGAUGGUAAAUGUCCUCGUUUUACAUUUUUAAUUGAGACGUCAAGUUUCCUGUUACACUCUGGGGCCAGGAAGCAUCAGACAUCCCCAUGUGCACCCAGACCUCGUUCCGCCUGGGUGCGUGGAUGCGGUGAAGAAGGGCGAGUGAGGCGGGCGGAUGGACCGACGGCCGCUGUGAAACAAGCCCCGGCUCCGCCUCCGUCUUGAUCUUUGCAAUAAACUAAACUUAGUUUAACUUUGUGUAAUUUAGUCGUACGUGCUCGAGCUGUUCCUUUUUUCAAGUGAGGAUUUGUAUUUUCUCCCUUUUGUCGGUAAGAAACUGUUUCGUUUUGUUUACAAUCAACAAUUGCUAUUGUAUAGUUUGCCUGAGAGGCAGUGGGAACGUCAUCUGGGAAGGACACUCACGUUGGUAAGACGGACGCAGUUUCAGACGCAGGCUGAGCAGCAGGCUGAACGGAAGCGCGGACUCUGCCGGGAGGCGUGGGGGGCACAGCGGGCUGGCCUGAGGUCGACAGCUCGCUCCCCCGCUCCUGUUUAGGAAGUCAUCUUCAUCACAGAAAAUUCGAACAGGCGAAAACGAGAGGGGCGCUGAGCAACAGCAACUAUCAUCCUAUGCCGCCGCAACCGAUGUUAAUAUUUUGGUAAAUAUCAUUUGUCCUUUUACUUUGCUAAAUAUGUAUAUUUUUAUAAAAAUGGGCUCAUACUUGCAUACUGUUUUGUAAUCUGCUUUUUUCACUUAACAAUAUAUUGUAAACAUCUUUCCCAGGUCAUUACAGUCCUUUAUUUUUAUUCAUCUAUUAUUCUGUUGUAUGGCUGAACCAUAAUUUAUUUAAUCCUCUAUUGGACAUUUUGAUUAUAUGCAUCUUUUCACAGUUAUAAACAACACUUCACUGAA
Molecule: messenger RNA, 4239 nt
Organism: Suricata suricatta (meerkat)
Lineage: Eukaryota; Metazoa; Chordata; Mammalia; Carnivora; Herpestidae
Gene: NFYB
Product: nuclear transcription factor Y subunit beta
Exons: 9
Coding region: 1831-2484 (217 amino acids)
Biological process (GO): regulation of transcription by RNA polymerase II
Cellular component (GO): CCAAT-binding factor complex; nucleus
Molecular function (GO): DNA-binding transcription activator activity, RNA polymerase II-specific; protein heterodimerization activity; RNA polymerase II cis-regulatory region sequence-specific DNA binding
Source: RefSeq, a predicted model, not a curated record